GCCAGCGCGCGCGCUAAGGAUUUUUCGAUGGCUGGGCAGAGGCUGGCGGCGGGCUUCCUGCAGGUGCCCGCGGUGACACGCGCCUACACCGCGGCCUGCGUCCUCACCACGGCCGCAGUGCAGCUGGAGCUCCUCAGCCCCUUCCAGCUCUACUUCAACCCGCACCUGGUGUUCCGGAAGUUCCAGGUCUGGAGGCUCAUCACCACCUUCCUCUUCUUCGGGCCCCUGGGAUUCGGCUUCUUUUUCAACAUGCUCUUCGUGUUCCGCUACUGCCGCAUGCUGGAGGAGGGUUCUUUCCGUGGCCGCAAGGCUGACUUCGUUUUCAUGUUUCUCUUCGGUGGUGUUCUUAUGACUCUGCUGGGAUUCCUGGGCAGCCUGUUUUUCCUGGGACAGGCCCUCAUGGCCAUGCUGGUCUAUGUAUGGAGCCGUCGCAGCCCUCACGUGAGGGUCAACUUCUUCGGCUUACUCAACUUCCAGGCACCAUUCCUGCCCUGGGCCCUCAUGGGCUUCUCGCUGCUGCUGGGCAACUCGGUUGUCACAGACCUGUUAGGGAUCCUUGUGGGCCACAUCUACUACUUCCUAGAAGACGUCUUUCCCAACCAGCCCGGAGGCAAGAGACUGCUGCUGACCCCCAGCGUGUUGAAGCUGCUACUAGAUGACCCUCAGGAAGACCCCGAUUACCUGCCCCUUCCCGAAGAGCAGCCAGAGCUCUAACUGCAGCUCCUGGAGCAGGAAGCCCACUCUGACAGCACUCUAUCCUUCCCUCCACCUCAGCUCCAGCUGAGCAGCCCACCUCGGCCAGCAACACCCUCCACUUCCCUGUACCAUCUCUGCUCAGCGGUAAUGACAGGACACAGGGCCCAGAGAGGUCCCGGACUGCCUGCAGAUGCUGAGCAGAGUUCUGAACUAGGUACCCACAGGCCUCACCUUCACAUUGCCUAUGCCUCCAUGGAGACCUCAGCCCAGUCAACAGGAAUCCCACCGUGGUGCCUCUGGGCUGAUGCCACCCCCUAGCCUGUCUUCAUUUAAAGCAAGCAAGUCUUCACCUUCUCCAGCUGGUGACACACAGGUCCCAUGGUCUCAGGUGCAGAGGACAAGCCUGACCCUCUGCCAUGCUAGUGAGCCCAGGGCCUUGAGCUCUAUUUAAGCAGCAGCCGUGUACAGUGGAGGUAGAUCUGGGACAUUCCUUCCAUUUGCCUUGUAGCGGAAGGCCUGUGCAGGCCUUCCUACCUAGCUUUCUUUGUUGCUCUACAUGUGCCCCACGGGGUUCACUCAGUACGGGAUUUCCCCAAAUCUGGCCUGUUAUUUCUAUGGCAUCAAAAAUGUUUUCUACUGA
This is a messenger RNA of Mus musculus (house mouse), 1336 nucleotides long. RefSeq names its product Der1-like domain family, member 3 (gene Derl3). Gene Ontology annotation, molecular function: signal recognition particle binding; protein-containing complex binding. The record is from RefSeq and is marked validated. Gene Ontology annotation, biological process: cellular response to stress; endoplasmic reticulum unfolded protein response; ERAD pathway. The coding region runs from base 28 to 714 and encodes 228 amino acids. Lineage: Eukaryota; Metazoa; Chordata; Mammalia; Rodentia; Muridae. The transcript is spliced from 7 exons. Gene Ontology annotation, cellular component: endoplasmic reticulum membrane.